GCUCCACGGAUACCAAACACACCCAAGAUGAAAGUGUUCGCUCUGACUCUGCUCGGCCUUUUGGCUUUGGCGCAGGCGCGCAUCGAUUACAAGCUGCAGUGCACCCGGGAUGAGGUGGGCAUACGCUGGCCCAGCUAUUACAGCAACUCCGAGUACUAUGUCUGCCAGAGCGUCUACGGCAGCCAGCUGACUGUGCAUUGUCCCGCCGGUCAGGUCUUCACAUUUGUGCUGCAGCAGUGUGCCGCCCCAGCUCUGUAUGUGCCCGCUCCGCCCAUGGAUGUGCUGCCGACGGCGGCACCCAUAACGACGCACCUGGUCGACGAGGCGCCGCCCGUGCUUGCGUCCGUUGGCGGCGUGCAGCCCAUUCAUGCCCAUGAGCCCGCCCAGGAGCAGGUUGUGCAUGCGCUGCCGCUGGAUCCCACACCGCCCACACCGCCCACGGAGCCACCAACGCCGCCCACCGUGGCCGUCGAGGCGCCCAAGCCCGGCAAGAAACCGGCCGCACCGCAGCCGCCAAAGACCGCCGCGCCCAAGAAGCCCGCCGCCAAGAAGCCAGCGGCCCCGGCUCCGCCCAAGGCGGCCAAGAAGCCAACGCCGCCCAGCAAGGCACAGAAGAAGCCCCCAACUCAAAGCUCGGCUUAAAGAGGCGCCGCCUUUGCAGCUCCAGUUCCAUUCCCGGAGAUUUAACAACUAAAAUUAAUGUUCAACAAGCGGAAUUUCAUUCAAAACUCUAAAUAACACCCAAAUAAAUAUCUUUACUGCAA
Drosophila virilis is the source of this 764-nucleotide messenger RNA. Lineage: Eukaryota; Metazoa; Arthropoda; Insecta; Diptera; Drosophilidae. The record is from RefSeq and is a predicted model, not a curated record.